This is a messenger RNA of Ipomoea triloba (trilobed morning glory), 2940 nucleotides long. Its product is annotated as gamma-tubulin complex component 4. Gene Ontology annotation, biological process: mitotic cell cycle; cytoplasmic microtubule organization; meiotic cell cycle. The transcript has 17 exons. The coding region runs from base 328 to 2562 and encodes 744 amino acids. Gene Ontology annotation, cellular component: equatorial microtubule organizing center; gamma-tubulin complex; spindle pole. The record is from RefSeq and is a predicted model, not a curated record. Gene Ontology annotation, molecular function: gamma-tubulin binding; microtubule minus-end binding. Lineage: Eukaryota; Viridiplantae; Streptophyta; Magnoliopsida; Solanales; Convolvulaceae.
AGUUUCAGACCGCCAUCGCUUCAGCCUUCAGACCUUCAGUGCUUCGCCUUCUGCAAUUCUACCCCUUCAGGCUUUACAGGGAAGGACCUUUAGCAAGCAGUUAGCGAAUCAGCGAGUCCUCUUCAGAACUCAGCAGUUCGUUCGCCGUACGCGGGCUGAGACCACUGCCCACCAUGGUAUGAAAACCUUUUGGGAAUUCACUCAAAUCGUGGCACUUAGAAGUUCAAAUUUGACGAUGGAGCUGGAAAAAUUGCACCCGGCUUGUGUAUGUGAAGUACUGGGGUGAGUGAGACACUGCAGAAAGAAGACGGUUGGAAGUCUAGCACAAUGCUGCACGAACUCUUAUUGGCCCUAUUAGGUUAUACUGGAGAUCUCAUCAUUGAUAAAAGAGAGCACCAGCAAUCACUUCGUGUUCAGUUGUCCCCUGACACGCCUAUUGCUGAAGAGCCUACCUUUGUACUCGCUCCUGAUCUCUCCUUCAUCCAACCCAGUGAAAGGGAUGUAAUUGAGAAGAUAAUUGCACUAGGUUUUUAUUACCGGGAGCUUGAUAGGUUUGCAACUAAGUCACGUAAUUUGAGCUGGAUUAGGUCCAGCAAUGAAUCGCCAUUGGCUAGAGCUUCUGAACUGUCAAAAGGGAAAAAAGAGAAACAGAGUGUAUACAGGAGAGCCAUUGCCAAUGGAAUUGUUGAGGUGUUGUCAGUUUAUAGGUCUGCUGUUCUGCAUAUUGAGCAGAAAUUCCUGUCUGAUUCAUUACCUAUUUUAGCAACGCUUACCCACGGUCUCAAUAAGUUCUUUGUCCUUUUGCCUCCUCUUCAUGAGCUCAUUUUGGAGAUUGAGCGCAAUGGUGCUUGUGGAGGGAAGCUUCUCAAUCUUCUGCACAAACGGUGUCACUGUGGCAUUCCAGAAUUGCAGACAUGCAUUCAAAGGCUUCUUUGGCAUGGGCAUCAAGUCAUGUAUAAUCAACUUAUGUCUUGGAUGGUAUAUGGGAUUCUUCAUGACCCAUACAGAGAAUUUUUUAUUGGAAGGCAGGAUGACAAGGAUUCAGAGACAGACUCAGGUUCAGAUGUGCUUGAGAAGUUGGCACACUUGUCAACUAGUGAUGUUUCUCUAUCUGAUUGGCACUUGGGCUUCCAUAUCUCACUGGAUAUGCUUCCAGAUUAUAUUCCCAUGGGUGUUGGAGAGUCUAUUUGUUUUGCUGGAAAGGCUGUCAGGGUUCUUCGAAAUCCUAGUCCUACUUUUCAAUUUGAUAGUGUAGUAUCACAUCAGCAGACACAAAGAGGUUCACAAAAGAGCCAAGAAUUCACUGAGAAGAUUUCUUCCCAGAAGAACUCAGUGGAUGUUCAGUCAGUUGGAGAAGAUUUACUCCCACAGUCUGAGGCUGAUAAGAUUGAAUCCUUGCUUCAAGACUUAAAGGAGUCAUCAGAGUUCCACAAAAGAUCAUUUGAAACUGCUAUUGACUCAAUUAAAGCAAUUGCCGCUAGUCAUCUUUGGCAGCUUGUAGUUGUACGUGCGGAUUUAAAUGGCCACUUAAAAGCCCUUAAAGACUAUUUUCUUUUAGCGAAAGGUGAUUUCUUCCAGAGUUUCCUUGAGGAGAGUCGCCAGCUCAUGCGUUUACCACCUCGCCAAUCUACUGCAGAAGCUGAUCUUAUGGCCCCCUUCCAACUGGCUGCACUUAAGACUAUUGGAGAAGAGGACAAAUACUUUUCUAGAGUGUCUUUGCGGGUUCCUUCUUUUGGAAUUCCUCUCAAAUCGGCACAACUUGAUUUGCCAAAGGCAAAUGUAAAUGCUGAUGGGGAUUUGGGAGGGCAAACUGAUGGUUCUUUGGAGAUGUCCCUUGAUGGAUGGGAUGGCAUUUCACUUGAAUAUUCUGUUGAAUGGCCAUUGCAGUUGUUCAUUACACAGGAAGUCCUCUCAAAAUACCAACGAAUUUUCCAGUACUUGCUCCGACUUAAGCGGACACAAAUGGAACUGGAAAAAUCAUGGGCUUCUUCCAUGCAUCGAGAUCACUCAGAAUUUGCUAAGCACCGCAAUGACCAUUCAAAAUCCCCAGCAUCACAACAUCGACGACAACAUAUUAGACCAAUGUGGCAUGUAAGAGAGCAUAUGGCUUUCUUGAUAAAAAAUCUUCAGUUCUAUAUUCAGGUGGACGUUAUAGAAUCUCAGUGGAACGUUUUGCAGUCUCACAUUCAGAAUUCUCAUGAUUUCACAGAACUUGUGGGCUUCCAUCAAGAGUACCUGGCUGCAUUAAUUUCACAAUCUUUCUUGGAUAUUGGUUCUGUCUCGAGGAUUCUGGAUGGCAUAAUGAAACUUUGUUUGCAAUUUUGCUGGAAGAUGGAGAAUCAGGAAGACAGUGGAAAUACUGAUGAGCUAGAGCAUAUCGCCGAGGAAUUUAACAAAAAAUCAAACUCCUUAUACACUAUACUGCGAAGUAGCAGGCUUGCCGGGAGCCAAAGAGCGCCAUUCCUGAGGCGUUUUCUUUUGCGCCUCAACUUCAAUUCUUUCUUCGAGGUGACUGCAAGAGGCGUAUUGAACGUUGUCAGGCCUCGCCCACACCUGCAAUGACUGUGGUUUUCCACCGCUCCAUAAUUUGCAUGAAUUAUUGAAGAACCAAACGCCCUCACCACUUCAAUGGAAAAUGCAUGUAAAGCCAUUUAACAUUCCGUGACUUGACAUGUAUAUAGGCAUAUAGCUUUGAUAGAAAAAAUGACUCAUUCCAGAUUUUGUCCACAAAAAAAUGAAGAAAAAAGAAGAAGAAGAAGAAAGAACACUUUGUGUGACGUGUGUCCUAAUUUAUACUAUGUGGGAUCAUGUUAUGCCCAAGAUCCUCUGCUUGCUUGCUAGCUGGUUUGACUGAUUGAUUGUAUCUUAAUUUGGUCAAUUCUUGCCGAGUAUCAUCACAUUGGCAAUUAGUUGUCAAUUUACUAUUUUAUUAUUGGACUA